This is a messenger RNA of Pipra filicauda (Wire-tailed manakin), 4156 nucleotides long. It is a transcript of the gene MTHFD1, whose product is annotated as methylenetetrahydrofolate dehydrogenase, cyclohydrolase and formyltetrahydrofolate synthetase 1. Gene Ontology annotation, biological process: tetrahydrofolate interconversion. Gene Ontology annotation, molecular function: formate-tetrahydrofolate ligase activity; methylenetetrahydrofolate dehydrogenase (NADP+) activity; ATP binding. The coding region runs from base 155 to 2974 and encodes 939 amino acids. NCBI's taxonomy places the organism in Eukaryota, Metazoa, Chordata, Aves, Passeriformes, Pipridae. The transcript has 28 exons. The record is from RefSeq and is a predicted model, not a curated record. Gene Ontology annotation, cellular component: cytosol.
UUUUGUUGUUGUUACAGGCUGUUCGUGAUCCAGCUCAGGUGCCUUCACUAGGGGCUUACAGCCGGACUGUAAGGAGAGGCAGUUGGUGAUUUUGCUGCCCAGGAGAUGAACUUUUGUCACUUAAGCACGAAGAAUUGCUAGGACAAGCCUUGCUAUGACACUAUUCUCUGAAAUCAUCAGCCAGUCUUGGUGUCAAGUCAUCUUGAGGCAAGUGAGAGACAGACUGAAGCAGCAAGUUCUUGAGAUGAAAGAGAAAUUUCCAGGCUUCAGACCGGGACUCGCAAUUUUGCAGGUUGGAAAUCGGGAUGAUUCGAACCUCUACAUCAAUAUGAAGCUGAAGGCUGCUGCUGAGAUUGGGAUCAGUGCCAAUCACAUAAAACUGCCAAACACAGCAACAGAAGCUGAUGUGCUCAAGUGCAUUGCCUCUUUGAAUGCAGACCCUGCUGUUCAUGGCUUUAUAGUGCAGCUGCCACUCGACUCCGACAAACCCAUCAACACGGAAAAGAUAACCAAUGCUGUUGCACCUGAGAAGGAUGUGGAUGGCUUAAGUAGCAUCAAUGCUGGGAAACUCUCUAGAGGGGACCUCGGAGACUGCUUUAUUCCGUGCACGCCAAAGGGAUGCAUGGAACUUAUCAGGCAGACAGGUGUCCAGGUCACAGGGAAAAGAGCCGUAGUGAUCGGUCGCAGUAAGAUCGUUGGUGCUCCCAUGCACGACCUGCUGCUCUGGAAUAACGCAACAGUCACCACCUGCCAUUCCAAGACCUCCACCCUGGCUGAGGAGGUUGGCAAAGCUGAUAUCCUGGUGGUUGCAGCUGGUAAAGCUGAAAUGGUAAAAGGUGAAUGGAUCAAACCUGGAGCAAUUGUAAUAGACUGUGGAAUUAACCAUGUGCCAGACAGCACAAAGGCCAGUGGAAAAAGAGUUGUGGGAGAUGUGGCGUACAAUUCAGCAAAGGAAAAAGCUUCCUACAUCACCCCAGUUCCUGGUGGCGUUGGGCCCAUGACUGUGGCCAUGUUAAUGCAGAGCACAGUGGAGAGUGCACAGCGUUUUCUGGAGAAGUUCCAACCUGGAAAAUGGACCAUCCAAUACAACCAGCUUAACCUAAAGAUGCCUGUUCCAAGUGAUAUUGAAAUCUCACGGUCUUGCGUACCCAAACCCAUUGAACAAGUUGCAAGUGAAGUUGGCCUGCUCCCUGAUGAGGUGGAGCCCUAUGGCCAGACCAAAGCCAAGGUCCAGCUGUCAGCUCUGAAUCGUCUGAAGAACCAGCCAGAUGGCAAAUACGUUGUUGUUACUGGGAUAACUCCCACUCCUUUGGGAGAGGGGAAGAGCACCACCACUGUUGGCCUUGUUCAAGCCUUGGGAGCUCACCUUCACCAGAAUGUCUUUGCCUGUGUUCGGCAGCCUUCUCAGGGGCCAACUUUUGGUAUAAAAGGUGGAGCUGCAGGUGGUGGCUACUGUCAGGUUGUCCCCAUGGAAGAGUUUAACCUUCACCUCACUGGUGACAUCCAUGCUAUCACUGCAGCCAACAACCUGGUCGCUGCUGCUAUUGACGCACGUAUGUUCCAUGAGCUGACUCAGUCUGACCAGGCUCUCUACAACCGUUUGGUGCCUUCUGUCAAUGGUGUUAGGAAGUUCUCAGACAUUCAGAUCCGAAGACUACAGAAACUGGGCAUUAACAAAACUGAUCCCGCAGCUUUGACAAAGGAAGAAAUAAAUGCAUUUGUGAGAUUGGACAUUGACCCGGGCACCAUAACAUGGCAAAGAGUACUGGAUACAAAUGACAGGUUCCUUAGGAAAAUCACUAUUGGACAGUCUCCAACAGAGAAAGGCUUCUCACGAACGGCUCAGUUUGACAUCACUGUAAGCAGUGAAAUCAUGGCAGUCCUAGCGCUGGCUGAUGGGCUGGAUGAUAUGAAAAAGCGAUUCGGCAGAAUGGUCGUAGCCUCCAGCAAGAAAGGACAACCAGUUACAGCAGAUGACCUUGGAGUGACUGGAGCUCUGGCUGUCUUGAUGAAAGACGCUAUUAAGCCAAACCUCAUGCAGACUCUAGAGGGAACACCAGUGUUUGUUCAUGCUGGACCUUUUGCCAAUAUUGCACAUGGGAAUUCCUCUGUGUUGGCAGACAAAAUAGCACUGAAGCUUGUGGGUAAAGAUGGUUUUGUUGUUACAGAAGCAGGAUUUGGUGCAGACAUAGGCAUGGAGAAAUUCUUUGAUAUUAAGUGCCGCUACUCUGGUCUCCGGCCUCACGUGGUGGUGUUGGUUGCUACUGUCCGAGCUCUGAAAAUGCACGGAGGAGGGCCUACAGUCACUGCUGGGGUACCUUUACCGAAGGAAUACACAGAAGAGAACCUUCAACUGUUGGCAAAUGGCUGCAGUAAUCUAAACAAGCAAAUCCAAAAUGCACGGCUGUUUGGUGUCCCAGUAGUUGUGGCUGUCAAUGCUUUCAAGACGGAUACAAAGGCUGAACUGGCCCUUGUAGUACAGAAGGCGAAGGAGGCAGGAGCAUUCGAUGCUGUAGAGUGCACUCACUGGGCAGAGGGAGGGAAAGGAGCGCUGGCACUGGCCCGAGCUGUUCAGAGAGCAUCCCAGGCACCCAGCAACUUCAGGUUCCUCUAUAACCUGGAGCUCCCUGUUGUAGAUAAGAUCAGGCUUAUUGCCCAGCAGGUCUACGGGGCAAGAGACAUUGAGCUACUUCCAGAAGCACAGGAGAAAGUCGCCAUCUACACUAAGCAAGGAUUUGGAAACCUGCCAAUCUGCAUGGCUAAAACUCACUUAUCGUUGUCUCAUGACCCUGAACAAAAAGGAGCACCUACAGGUUUUGUUCUGCCGAUCCGAGACAUUCGGGCCAGUGUUGGAGCUGGAUUCCUGUAUCCACUGGUGGGAACGAUGAGCACUAUGCCAGGACUUCCUACAAGACCCUGUUUCUAUGAUAUAGACUUGGACCCAGUGUCAGGAGGAGUAAAUGGGCUCUUCUGAAAGGAAUAAUUAACCAAAGCUCCCAGAAGAACACCUGAUGAAUCAUGUAAAUGGAACUUGUGCCCUGAUCUUUUUUUUUUAAGUCAGAACAAGAUAUGACUGAGAAUGUAGUGAAAGAACUGACUGGAAGGAGGAGUGCUGAAGAAUCGACUACUAGCUUUUAAUCUGUAAUAAUUUUUGUACUGCUGCAUUCCAAGCUAGUCCACACUGAGCAUAUAAACAACACUUCCUCUACAGACCUCCCGCUUCUAAAUUGUAGCUGAAGCAGAAUACAGAAGCUUGGGUUUAGUGACCUCUUUUGAUUCAGUGACAUGAUUUUAAUAAUUAAAAAUCCUAAAGCUGGAGCUCUUUGAAACAGUCUUGGGACUUAAUUGUCUUAACCAUAGGGGUUUUGUAGCAUAUAUUAUCUUUGAAAGCCUUGUACACUGCCGUUUCCCAUUUGCCAUCCUGAGUUCUCUGUUCCACUUCUCGCACUGAGGGGGAAACCGCUGUGCUCUGAAACUGCGCCAGUGUCAUUUAAAAGAGGGAGCAGGGAGGAAUCCCCUUCGCUCCUCAUCUCUCUCCGGAAGUGCUUGCCCUGCCUUCUGCUAUGAAUCAUUCCUGCAGGCACCUGAGCCAUGUCAGAUUUCCCUGUUAGAAAGCCCAGCUGUGACUACUAUAUUUUACUGCUAAUGGAAUGAAACCUGGAUAUCGGAGGUGAAGGGACUGGAUCUCUGGCCCAUAACUGUGGCUGUACCAACUGUGUCUUUUGCCUCAUUUUAUACUCAACAAUAAGUGCAGUUACACCACUGACAAGCCUUUUUUCCAAAGGUACCUUUUUGGUGAAGAGAGACAAUGCAAAUAGUGAUCAAGUGAGUGGUAGCAGGUUUUGUCCACAGGCCAAAAAUCAUUUUGUAACAUGAAGAUAGUGUUGCUGCCGAUUUUUUUAAACUAAUACGAAUAAACUGGCAAAUACUUCAACUUUUUGGGUUUUAAUGUAUGCAUUGAGAUUACUGAAUUAGAACUUAUUUCUGUGAUUAACUGCACAGAAGCAGCAAUCCUUGUAUUGACAAGUAGGAGUGAUUAUUGCAGUAAUAAGUUGCCUGCAAUGCACCAGGGGGUGUGUGUGCAUUUAAUCUGGUUUCCUUCCCUAGAUGAUGUAUGUCAUCUGUAGGAAAUAAACUACCUGAAUUAUUCGAUGAA